Ochotona princeps (American pika) is the source of this 1056-nucleotide messenger RNA. Its product is annotated as histo-blood group ABO system transferase 2-like. Gene Ontology annotation, cellular component: Golgi apparatus; membrane; vesicle. Gene Ontology annotation, biological process: carbohydrate metabolic process. The record is from RefSeq and is a predicted model, not a curated record. Bases 1 to 1056 code for a protein of 351 amino acids. Gene Ontology annotation, molecular function: glycoprotein-fucosylgalactoside alpha-N-acetylgalactosaminyltransferase activity. The transcript has a single exon. Lineage: Eukaryota; Metazoa; Chordata; Mammalia; Lagomorpha; Ochotonidae.
AUGGCCAAGCUACUGCAGCUCCUGUCUAAACAAUGCUACUCACUUCAAAAAGUGAUCUUUCUCUUCCCAACAGUUAUAGCCUUCAUCUUCUUUUACUGUUGUUACUUGCACCCCAAGUAUCUAACUGGGACAGAUACAGCUGUCAGUGAAUUCCUCAAAUAUUCCCAGCCAAAAGUACUAACUCCCUCUAGGAAAGAUGUCCUUGUCUUAACCCCUUGGCUAGCUCCAAUUGUGUGGGAAGGGACUUUCGACAUUAACCUAUUGAACAAGCAGUUCCGGCUACAGAAUGCUACUGUGGGUUUGACUGUGUUCGCUGUGAACAAAUACAUUCUGCUCCUGGAGCCAUUCCUGAAGACCGCAGAGAAGCACUUUAUGGUGGGCCACAGCCUGAACUACUACAUCUUCACUGACCAACCUCACCUUGUCCCUCAAGUCCCGUUAGAAAAGGGAAGGCAGGUGGUCGUGCUCAGGGUCCCGAGCUACGACCGGUGGGAGGACAUCAGCAUGAACCGCAUGGAGAUCAUCAGCAAUGCUUCCCGGGAGCGCUUCUUCAGAGAGGUGGAUUACCUGGUGUGCACCGACGUGGACCUGGAGUUUAGCGACCACGUGGGCGUGGAGAUUCUCUCCUCUUUGUUUGCGACCAUACAUCAGGACUUCUUCGUAGUGGAACGGCAAUUCUUUACCAACGAACGCAAGCCCGAGUCACAAGCCUACAUUUCUGAGGAGGAAGGGGAUUUUUACUAUACUGGGGCUCUUUUUGGAGGAUCCGUGCGAGAGGUCUACAGGCUCACCAGGGCCUGCUACCAGGCCAUCAAGAUAGAUAAAGCCAAUCACCUGGAGGCCGAAUGGCAGGAGGAAAGCCAUCUGAACAAGUAUCUGCUCUAUCACAAACCCACUAAGCUACUCUCCCCAGAAUACAUGUGCUAUUCUCGCCUGUUGAAUGAUCUAGAGUAUCAACAGCUGCAGGCCUGGACCAGGAUCUUAAAGCGGAUUAGAAUUAUUAUCUCAUCCAAGAAGCUAAAGGUUACAGAAAAUAAUGCUUCCCCAAAGGUUUAG